Molecule: messenger RNA, 539 nt
Organism: Glossina fuscipes
Lineage: Eukaryota; Metazoa; Arthropoda; Insecta; Diptera; Glossinidae
Gene: RPA3
Exons: 2
Coding region: 118-456 (112 amino acids)
Biological process (GO): nucleotide-excision repair; base-excision repair; mismatch repair
Cellular component (GO): nucleus; site of double-strand break; DNA replication factor A complex
Molecular function (GO): single-stranded DNA binding; damaged DNA binding
Source: RefSeq, a predicted model, not a curated record
UUCUUCUUCUGCUAUUUCACAAGGCAGGAACUGAGGUUUUGUUGCCAUCUCUGUAUUUCAUAUCAAAUAAAACAGAUUUUAAACGCGCGUUGCACGCAUCGCAAAAAUAAAGAAAAAAUGGUUGCAUUUGCAGAAAGAACUUGGGUAAACGGUAGUUUGUUGAAGAAUUUUAUUGGCGAAAAUAUAUCUAUAUUUUUGCGCGUAAAAGAUGAAGUUGGUGCGAAUCUCAUUGGUAUUUCUUCUGACAAUCAAACUAUCACUGUAAAAGUUUCCGAGCCAAGUGGUGUUUCUGCUGGUGACUGGAUUGAAGUGCAGGGUAAAGCAUUAAAUUCCACUACAGUGCAGUGCAAAGAUAUUAUGUCCUUUGGUGGAGAGCAAAUUGACUUCGAUAAAGAUGCUUGUGACAUGAUGGCGCAUUUUGUAAAUAACUGCAAGGAUAUAUUUGCGUACACUUGAACCUCUCUUUAGCAUUAUCUUUGUAUGAAAAAUAGAAUUAUAUUUUGUGUAGCGCAUAUUAUCAAAAAUGAUAUUUACAAACA